This is a messenger RNA of Epinephelus fuscoguttatus (brown-marbled grouper), 9138 nucleotides long. It is a transcript of the gene pdzd8, whose product is annotated as PDZ domain containing 8. The record is from RefSeq and is a predicted model, not a curated record. Bases 124 to 3756 code for a protein of 1210 amino acids. NCBI's taxonomy places the organism in Eukaryota, Metazoa, Chordata, Actinopteri, Perciformes, Serranidae. Gene Ontology annotation, cellular component: mitochondria-associated endoplasmic reticulum membrane contact site. Gene Ontology annotation, molecular function: protein binding; lipid binding. Gene Ontology annotation, biological process: mitochondrial calcium ion homeostasis. The transcript has 5 exons.
CAGCUCAGGAAAGAAGCAGAUGAUAUGGCAGCUUUGGGAGCGACCAGGUGGAACUUGCUUUGUUAACACGGCCAAACGUUUGAUUAUGAAAACAGUGUGUUUCAGAGACGGGAGCUGCUCGACAUGAUUUACUUAAUAUUGAUUUCCGCGUUCUCCGGGGCAGUCGUUACGUUGAUAUUACAGUUUCUGCUGAUAUACCGGAGAAGCCCCGAGCUCACAGGAAGGACAGUGCAGUAUGUCAAAGUAGUGCCCGAUAACGCAUUGAAGGAUUACUUUAAUACCCAACAUGCCGAAACAGGCCAGCAGCAGCAGGACAACACAGUAUCUGCUGCAUCCAAACAGCAAGAGGCCGUCUCCUCGAGGCAGCAGGAAGCGGCUGUCACCGGCGGCAGCCCCAAACAACAGCCGCCACCGCCUUCUCAAAACGAGCUCGGUGAUGCGGCCAAAGCCGAAACGUGCAAUUUCCUAAAUGCUAUAUUUUUGUUCCUAUUCAGGGAGCUUCGAGACACCCCUGUCGUUAGACACUGGCUCACCAAAAAAAUCAAGGUGGAGUUUGAGGAGCUGCUGCAGACCAAGACAGCGGGUCGGCUCCUGGAGGGACUCAGCCUCCGGGAUAUCUCCCUCGGUAAUUCUCUGCCGGUCUUAAAAACGGCCAAACUUAUGAAGCCAGUCCAUCUGAACGAGGACGGCAUGCCAGAGGAACUCAACUUUGAGGUGGACAUUGAAUACAAUGGCGGCUUUCACCUCGCCAUCGACGUCGAGCUUGUGUUUGGGAAGUCUGCCUACCUGUUCGUUAAGAUGAGGCGCGUGGUGGGUAGACUGAGGCUGCAAUUUACGCGCAUGCCCUUCUCCCAUUGGUCGUUCUCCUUCCUCGAGGACCCGCUGGUGGAUUUUGAGGUUAAGUCACAGUUUGAGGGAAGGCCGCUGCCUCAGCUCACCUCCAUAAUAGUCAACCAGCUGAAACGGGUCAUCAAAAAGAAACACACCUUACCAAACUACAAGAUCAGGUACAAGCCCUUCUUCCCGUUCCAAGUGCAGCCUCUGCUGGGUUCGACUUGUGAUUUGGAGCUGUCAAUCCAAGACAGCAGACUGGUGGAAGGUCGACUCAAAGUCACCCUCAUUGAAUGUAGCAGACUGUUCAUUCUGGGCUCCUAUGACAGAGAAACCUAUGUUCACUGCACCCUGGAGCUGAGCAGCCACCAGUGGAAGGAGAAGACUCGCAGCUCCAUCAAACGGACGGAGGUUGUCAAGGGGCCAUGUGGCAGUGUGGGGAUGACAUUCAGGCACGUCCCUGCCAGCGAGGGGGAUGCAGUGCACGUCAGCAUUGAGACUGUCACACCCAACUCCCCUGCUGCCUUGGCAGACUUGCAGAGGGGUGAUCGUCUCAUUGCCAUUGGAGGUGUCAAAGUGACAUCCUCUGUUCAAGUGCCCAAACUGUUGAAGCAGGCUGGAGACAGAGUAGUGGUACUUUAUGAGAGACCAGUUCGUCACCAGACCCCCUCUUUUGGAAGCCUCGGAACUCUUCAGGAAGGAUUUGGGCAGCUAGAGGAAACUGGUUUCAUUUCCCAGCCAGGUGGUUAUGAGGAGGACCCAGCCCCCAUCACCACCCUUUCCGACAUAUCCGACAGCAAAGACAUGGACUCUGAGUUUGAAGAGUUGAUUGUAGACUCCAAGCCUUUCCAGCCUGGUGGCCCUAACAGUGGCACAACAUAUACCAGUGAUACUAAGGAGGAUUCCUUACUCUCUGUAAACCAAAGCCCCAAAAGGACUGUGGCCAACUUGGCCUCUAAGCCCCUUGGUACCAUAUCACCCAUCCUUAACCGCAAGUUAAAUCUGGUGGGUCUCCAGUCACCACUAAAGCCCCAGCCCAAAGAAUCACCAAAGCCCUCACCACAGAAGUCCAAUAGUGAUCCAGUGGAGGGCCCGCAACGCCCAGUUGUCCCUCCCCCACCUCCUCCCUCUCGCCCCCCAGUGCCGCCAAGACCUCAGAUUAGGUUAACAUCAGCCUCCUCAGAGACCAGUCUUUUAGAAGGCAUUGAUUCUGUUACAACUACUAAUGUUCCUGUUGUUCCUACCGUGACUACCACCAUCAGCACUUCUGAAAAAUCUCCAGAAAAAGCUCCUCCCGCUGGAGCCAGUGAGGACAAGGCUGGCACUGAGAAGACAUGUGUCAAACUGACUGAGGUGAAGCAGUCUAGCAGGUCAGCAGAGUCCAGUGAUGAGCUGCCAGUUCCUCCCACUGUGACCAGCAGUGGCAAAGCUGAUCAAGCAAAGGACAAAACUUCAGAGAGCUCCUGCAGUACACGGGACAGUUUGGAGGACCAUUCCCUCUGGGAAUCCCCAGAAACCAUGUUUCGUAACCAGACAGCACGCUGGCCCAAGGCCUCUGUUGUGUUUGAGGUGGAGAGCAACCAUAAGUACCUUAAUGUGGCCCUUUGGUGCAAAGAUCCCUUUAAGCUGGGCAGUUUGUUGUGCAUGGGUCAUGUGAGCCUUCAGCUGGAGCAUGUAGCCCUGGAAUGCAUGGCCACAUCUUCAGCAGAGUACCAGAGCACCUUUAGGUUGGGGCCUCCAGAGCCCAGAGCUAACGUCAGCCGCACUGCGCUACGCAGCCUCAGCACCCACAAGGGCUUCAACGAGAAGCUGUGUUAUGGAGAUGUUACUCUGAACUUCUGUUACUUAGCUGAGGGGGAGGUAGAGUAUCCAGGAGGGUUAGCAGAAAGGGAACGAGAGGGGAGCCUCAUUGAUGAGGAUCUAAGGGAGAGGGAGCAUAUCCCCACUGCACAGCGUGAUGACUUGGUCUACAGCACCAUGCAAUUAGUGGAGGUUCGUCACAACUUCCAAGACACCCAGUUCCAAAACCCCACGUGGUGUGAAUACUGCAAGAAGAAGGUGUGGACCAAGGCAGCGUCUCAGUGUAUGAUCUGCGCCUAUGUUUGCCACAAGAAGUGCCAGGACAAGUGCCUCACUGAAAAUCCCUUCUGUGUGGCAGCAACUGAACGGCGCGGUGCUGACCCUGAAGCCAAAUCCACCAUUAAUCGGGCCACCACCGGCCUAACGCGCCAUAUCAUAAACACCAGCUCCCGCCUGCUUAAUCUCCGCCAGGUGCCCAAGACUCGACUGGUUGAGCAGGUGGCUGAUGUGGUGCCUGGAGCAGUGGAGCCCUCCCCUAAACAGACACCCAACACAUCAGACAAUGAAAGCAGUGAUACUGAGACCUACACCAGUGGCGCCAGCCCCUCAAAGCAGCCCGUCUGCAGUGGUGGCAGCAGUAAACUAGUACGCAAGGAAGGUGGGUUGGAUGACAGUGUGUUUAUUGCUGUGAAGGAGAUAGGCCGCGACCUGUACCGGGGGCUUCCAACAGAUGAGCGCUCCCAGAAGCUGGAGCUGAUGCUGGACAAGUUACAGCAGGAAAUUGACCAGGAGCUGGAGCACAAUAACGCCCUCCUGCUGGAGGAGAGGGAGGCCACAGAUGCCCGACGCAAGGCCCUAAUUAGUACUGCAUUGGCCAAGUCUGGGGAGAGACUUCAGGCUCUCACUCUACUAAUGAUCCACUACCGGGCGGGCAUUGAGGACCUGGAGUCAGUGGAGAGCACCUCUCCUUCAGAGCAGCAUGCCUUUAAAGGGAAGGGAGAAGGCCUAGAGGAGGAGGCCCUGAUGGGGGCAGAGGUCUAUGACAGUGACAUAUGCAGCCCUGUGGAGGUGCAGCUGCUGGAUGACAUUACCGAGGAGCAGAUCUGUGUGGAGGCUCUCCAUUAAAUUAGACCAGAAAGGAGAGAGAAGAGGAACGUGCUUUAGGCUUGUGCCUACUUACAAAAUUAUGUUCAGUUUGUUUUUUGGAGAUUGGGGAAUUUCAGCAGUCCACUUAAGAUAUUGGGUAUGUUGGGGUCCAGCAUUUGAUUCACAUGUUAUUGUUUUUUUUAUGUGAAAAAGAAAGGAUCGGUAAAGGAAUUUCCUCCCCAAGGGUUUAUGUUCUUGAUGUUUUGAUUUGCACAAUGUAAUGCCAUUUUCAUGCGCCUGAUUUUUAAAGGGAAGAGCUCAACUUUUUAAUCUGCCCUUAGUACUAGUGCUGCAUGUUAAUCCUCCAGGUUUUUUUUUUCUAUGGCUUCAUUGUAAGCAAUAAAUUCAGUUUGCUUCUUGUCUGUAACUGCUCUGACAUAAGGACUUGAGACAGUGUGCACAUUUCUGUCAUCUACUCGUCUGAAUCAUCUAAACUUUGGAGAUGGAAAAUAAUUGUUGAAUAGUUGUUUGCUGUGAGAAACAUGCUCAUAUGAAGGUGACAUAUAUGAGUCAGUAACAGUGUGAAUAUUACCAGGGAGCUAGAGGUUAAGACAUCCACCUCAGUGGAACAUGUUAUUGGUCUGAGGACCCUGCAAGCAGUCAUACAUAUCUUGUGUUUUCAGCACCUUUGUACUGUAAUAUAUUUGGAUUUUAGAAGUGACUCUCCCUGCUCAUAAAGCUUUUUGAGAAUGCCGCAGCUGCAUAAUUCUUAGUGGAAUCCUAUAUAUAGUCUGUGUCUUUCUUUUCUUCUGUUUUUGUGUGUUUGUAUUUAUUGGGCCAAACAUGGUUUACCAUAUAAUGCAUAUUUUUCUUUUACCUUUUUUUUUUUUUUUUGUCUUUCUCAGAACACCUCAUCAACUUCAAAAACUCAACUAUGGCACACUGCUAACAGAUUGAAACUUUCAAGGUGUGCAAUGCAAUGCGAGAAUUACAUAUUUGACUUUUUUGAUAAAUCUCUGAAUGAAUGUUAUUUAGAUGCUCUCAUUAUAUAAAAAUUCUGUGGAAUUAGAUUUGUCUCAAUAUUAUUUGUGUCAGCAAUUGACAAUCUGGUGGUAGGUGUGUAAUCUCUAAAUAUAAAACUCCUUCCACAAAUACUAAAACAAGAUUUGAAAACUCAAAAAAUAUUUUGCAAAUAUAAAACAGAUUUACAAAUACACAAAUUCACAAAAAUGAAUCUUUGAAUACAUUAAAUUUAUUUACCAUUAAUUGAAAAACAGAUUGGAACAUCUUCUUAACAUAUACAACUUUUAAAUAGAUAUUUCUGAAUACAGUUUUUAUUUUUGAAUCUCAAUUCUAUGCUUGCAAUUUACAUCAUUUACCUUUUUUUGUGUGUGUGUAUUUGCAGGUCUGUUUUAUAUUUGCAAAAUAUUUUUGUGAGUUUACAAAUAUUCUUUUCAAAAGAAUAUACAAAAAUUGUAUUUAGGGAAGUUAUUUUAUACAUACAAAUUACACAUAUACUAGGGUUGGGAAUCACCAGAGUAUCUACAAUAUGAUAUUAUCACAAUACUUAAGUCAGGAUACAAUAUUUUUGCAAUUUUAAAUAUGUUGUGAUACAUUGCAAUUAAUAACCCCUUUUUCAAGUGUAAAUUAUGUCCUCAAAGGAAAACUUUGUCAACAUCAAAAUUUUUAGUCAAAAAGCACUUGAUUAUAUUAUUCUAAUAGACUACCUAAAGUUCAAUUUAUAUUUGUAAUAUUGCAAUACUAUAGUAUGCUGUAUCGAUCGCCCCCCCCCCCGUAACAUACAGACAGAUCGUCAGACUGCUUGUACACAUAAUAUUGAGACGUCUAACGCCAUAAAAUUUCCCCAAGUUUAGUGUGUGUGUGUGUGUGUGUGUGUGUGUGUGUGUGUGUGUGUGUGUGUGUGUGUGUGUUAAUGAAGAUGCUUUCCAUGCUUCAAGAUGUUACAGUGUGAUUGAGUGCAAAUCUUUUGCCUUCAUGAGUUGUUUUCUUGCCCAAAAGAAUGUUAUUGAGCCCUCUCUGUGUUGUGUGUACAGCUGUUUGGCACUGCCUUCCCACAUUUCCUUGCUGAGUAUUAAUCUUACCUGUUCCAGUGAUUCUAUCAUAAGCAGAAACAGCUCUAAAAUGCUAAACUCUUCUACAUCCUGAGAGAGCCACUGGAGAGGAUUGUUUGAAAGUAUGGAACAUCGUAAUGUCACGUACCUUAUGGAAAUCUAACCUAAAAUACUUAACAUUUUCUUAAUCUGUUUGAUGGUGAUGUUUUUUUCUUUUUUUUUUUUUUUUUUUCCCUGUUGGUUAUUUUGCCAAUCAGUGACACGUCACAUGCUUCCAGCACAAAGACAAAUUAGUCAUUAUUCAUUAGUGGGUACUCAUUGAGACUGCUAUCAACAGCAGUCAGCAGGUUUUGGUAUCACACUGGGCUCACCCUAGAUGCUGAAAUGCCACCUUUUUCCAUUGCGUACUGCCUGCUUGCUUUUGCUGCCCAUGUUAACCAACUGGGCUGUUCACACUGGAUGCGGCGCAGCGCUAAUCUCUGUGGCCAGCUUGCAAUUUGUAACGAUAGUUUCAGCAUCUGGUCUUUCUUUUUCCGAGAGCCACAACUGAACCUAGCAAGAAAACACUGAAAAAGUUAAACAAUAAAAAGUGUAUAUUAAAUAUGAUAAUAAUACAAGAAUAAAUGACAGAAUACGCAUCCUAUGCUUCCACAUAUUUGCCAGUUGUGUCUAAACAGAGAGGGAGGAGUGGAACCACACAUACUCACACACAUGCAGACAGAGACGAAGCUCUACAUUUGAUUUAAACAGAGCAGAGAGCAGAAUCACUUGCUGACCUGCACAGAAAAAUGCGUUUCUGGUGUGAACGGCCAGGCAACUGCACAAAGGUGGCUGCGCAGCAAUUAACAAAUCGGGCACUACCACGUCCAGUGUGAACCCGGUGUCAGUCGUCAGAAUUGUGACCCUCAGACAGGGAGAACUCAAAGGAGACAUGCAAGUAAAGGGCCAACAUUCAAUUGAAGUGGUCAAAAACAGCCGUGCAUUAACAAAAUUAGAUGAUGAAACAUCUGAGGGCUUACUAGAUGCUACAAUGCUAUGCAGCUAUAAAUAGUACAAAAAAGGAUUUUUUAAAAUAUGGACAGUUAUCACAGUAGCAAUUAUUAUAUCACUGUUCCUGACAGUCGUGGAAAGAAAAGUAGAACUACGCUGUUCAUCUAACAAAGUAUUCUUUUAGCAAAUUAGGGCUUAAACAAAAUGAUUAACCAGCAUCUUCCCAGAUGACUUUGCGUUGCAUUAAGGCCAAAAUUUAACCACUUUAAACUUUUUGCUGGAAAACCUGCACCUCUGCAACACAUUUGGAGUAGCCUUGUUCAACUUUAUAGGGGGGUUUGUUUUUUCUUGUUGUGCUGAUGGCAGCCUGAAUGCCAAACACCUUUAUAUAACUUCUCUGUGGGUUGUUGAGUAGCAUUUUGGGACUUCUCCAGAAAAUCCAACAGCCACCCAAGAUAAAGAGGGUAUGUGGCUGGUGAUGGACUAGUGGGCUUCCAUUUUGACGAUCUACUUCACAAAAUCAGUCACCUGUAAUGAGCAUGGCAUAGGGCCCGACGAUAUGGCUUAAAAUAAUAUUGUGAUAUUUUUGGGCUAUAUCGUGAUACACAAUAUAUAUCACAGUAUUUUAAAAUCUCCUCAAGUACUGUCGACUACUCAAAUACAAAAUUAAUAUAUGAACUACAGUUACAAUAAAGUUACAUAAGUAGCUACUGUCAUGAUAAAGUUGAAUAAAAUACUGACAUAAUGAAGUUGAAUUAAGUAUUGUUAUAAUUAAAUCAAAGAGGAACCACUGGUGCUUUUAUUUUGAAGCACCUGGCUCAUCUAGGUGUGGAAGUGUUGAUGUUUUUGCUGUGAACUUGGAGCUUCAGGUCAACAGCCAGAUGUUAGCAGUUAGCACAAAGUUAAACUGUUGCCACUGCGCCUUUAAACGUUAGAAUUUAUUCACUUUGAGCUGGAAACAAACUCACAGCUCUCCAGUCUAUAUAUUAAUAACGCAGUAGUGCCCCAUGGUCACAAAAUGUGACUAAAUAGUCACGGUGUGGAGCCUUACAAGUACAAAGACCCACGCUUCCUCUGCUCAUGCUAUCAUUGAUUUCAUUAAGUUAAACUGUUACUGUGGCACUGUUAAACGUGAUGAUUUAUUCACUGUGAGUUGGAUGUAUACAAACAGCUCUCCAGUCCAUAUAAUAUUAUUUGCAAGUCACAGUGGUGCUCCAUGGUUGCAAAAUGUGACUAAAUAUUAGUGUUCUGGGGACCUGCAUAUAAAAGACAUGCUGACACACCAUCGCUCAGGAGAAAGUGACCUGGAUAGGUGGAGUGUGUGUGUGAUGCAUCAUGAUUGUGAGUCUUUAUGUGUGUGUGUCUGUUAAGAAUGAGAGAACCGAAGAAACCCCAAAGCAAGUCUCAUGCCAAUGGCUAAAAAAAAAUAAUGAGACCAUUCAUACUUGAUGUUUGCAAUAUAGUAAUUUAUAUAUCCCACCUGGAACAAUCUGGGAUAUAUGCGCCCCCCCCCCCCCAGCAUGGAAGGAAGUGAUGAGGAAACAUAGCCUAUAACAGUUUAUAAAGUCAUCUAAAUAAAAUGUGUUUUUGUCGUAUCAUAUUGUUUGCUGAUGACCCAAUGGGCAGUGUUCUGUGGCCUGGUGCCAGUACUUUAGAUAUUGCAUAAAGUUCAAAAACAAGCUGAUGGAGGAUUUAACUCAUACAAAAAUAAAAACAAAAAAACAUCACCCAAACUGCAUAGAACAUCGUUGAGGUCUGAGUUAGCUGAGAGUAGUUUUUUUUUUUUUCUUAAAUGUAAUUCUAAAAGGACUUGUCCACACUAACAAGAGAAGUUAUCAACCAGACUCUGUGGAAGCAAAGGCACAUUUCUGUUCUUUUCUGUGUGAUAGAUAUGUGGCCCAUGUAGAUAUUGGCUUACUGGCUGCUAUACUUGUCAGCCUCUGUAUAUCCAGAUUUUUGUGCAAUAUUUUUGUAAGAAAUGAAGUUGAUAAUCAGGAAUGAAUCCCCUUUUUUCUUUUUAAAAACGUGAUCUGUGUGCCCACCGUCUGUAGUGUAACCUGAGGGUUUCUGGGGACCAAUGAGAACCUGAAUGGUGGAAUUCACUCCAUAAACCCCUCUUUUGGCUUGAGAGGCACUGCUUUUGCUGCUACUGCUGUUGUUACAAUGUGCUCUUCCACAGAGCUCACACGCUUUUAAACCCCCCCACCCCCUCCUAACCUUUGAAACUGCACUUACAACAUGACCUGUUGAGAUGGUGUUUGUUUCUCUUUGUGUAUGAGGGAUGUUGUACGCAGUUUUUGAGAAGGCCCAUGUGAAGAAGCUUUAUUGUACAUAACCUAAAUAAACAAGCUGAAAUGAA